UUCUUCAAAUGGAAGGAAAUAUUUUGAAUUUUAACCCAGAAAUUGCAACAACAACUGUAGAUGAUUUGAAAAACAUCUUGGAAGAAAAAGUUUCCAUUAUCAUUAGAGCCAUAGCAAAACUUCAAGUAACUCUGCGUGUUAUUGAAGAACAUCUUCAAAAUCUGAGUACUACUCACAUUAACAAACAUCAAUCAACUCGCGUUGAUGAAAUCCAAUGGCCUAUAUCUCUUCAAAAAACCGAGGAAAUUACUACAUUUGAUAAAAAACUGAAAGAGGAGCAAAACUUGUGUUCUAGCUUUGUUACUUUUUUACGAGAUAUUGGAGGCAAUGGCCCAAAAGAACACACUCAGCGUUGUUUGCGAAGAGUUUUUAGCAAUAAUGUUGCAAAACAAUGCUCGUGGUUUGGAUUGAGAAACAAUUACAAACUUUGUGAUCUGAAAAUCAUACAGUGUAUAAAUGGUGAUGUAAUUAAAGACAAGUAUUGCAAUAAUACUGCAAAAGAGUUCGAAAAUACUGUCAGCGAAUGGUUCCGACAAGGCAGUCAGCGACAUGCUAGAGAAAUUGAACAA
Pseudomyrmex gracilis is the source of this 569-nucleotide messenger RNA. RefSeq lists its product as uncharacterized. The transcript is spliced from 6 exons. Lineage: Eukaryota; Metazoa; Arthropoda; Insecta; Hymenoptera; Formicidae. The annotation marks the transcript as partial. The record is from RefSeq and is a predicted model, not a curated record.